Messenger RNA from Nilaparvata lugens (brown planthopper), 5678 nucleotides. RefSeq names its product alsin. The transcript has 19 exons. The record is from RefSeq and is a predicted model, not a curated record. The coding region runs from base 401 to 5587 and encodes 1728 amino acids. Lineage: Eukaryota; Metazoa; Arthropoda; Insecta; Hemiptera; Delphacidae.
CUGAGGAGCACUUCAGUGUCAUUGUCAGUAAAUAAUAAUAUUACUGAUUUGUAAAUAAUUGUUUAUUAAUUUGAAGUGGUAAUAUUAGUGUGGUUUGAAUCUAAAAGGUCUAUUCAAAAUGUUACUUUCAUAGUAUAUAAUGUUUAGCUCUCUUCAGAAUACUUCCAUUUUGUUGUGCUUCCAGAAUUUUAGUUUGCUCAUGUAAAUUUAUAUUCAAAAAUGGGUUUGUGUGUAAAUAAGCAGGCUAGUGCAUACGGCUACAUAAACUUCAUGAUAUUUUGCUACAUAUCCAGCUAUGUAUUGAGGUAACACUUGAAAAUUAGUAGAAUAGCUUGCUGUAGAAAACUACGCUGCUGCCUCAACAUAUUGCAUACAGAAAACAUAACCUUUCUGUACAAAAAUGAACCAGGUACUAGUUUGGAAAGAUAUUGAUAAACUCGAGUUGAGAUACGCACCUGACAUCACUCCUCCUGACGAUUUUAUCAAGUUGAGCUGUACUAAUAACUAUGUGUUUUUACUAGAUAAGAGUGGAACCAUUUGGUAUGGGGAGGUUAGUAAUGGAAUGUUUUUGACUCUGAAUCGAUCAGAUAUCAAAGCUGAGGAUAUUGCUUGCACUUCAACACACCUGUUUUUUAUCACAGAGAAUGGGAGAGUGUUCAGAGCUGAUGUUAACAAUUUAAAUACUUAUGAAGAAGUGAUUUUACAUGAGGAUGCAAACACCUGCUGUCACGGUUAUGUCACUACUAGUCAGCGGAUAGCGGUGAAACACAUUGAAGCGGGAGGCAUGGGUGUUCUAUUCCUCUCAGACAGCGGCCAGUUAUGGGCAAUGGGAGACUAUCCACAGUUAGAUAUAUCUUCAGUAGAUGGCCCCAAGAAGGUGGCGUUUUUCGAAGGCAGACAUGUAAUAUCUAUGGCGUGCGGCAGGGAUUUCAAUGUGGUUGUAGUUCACAAACGCGACGACCACUGUCCGAUCGGUAAUAUGGAUGCGGACGAAGCGGAAGUGUUUAUCUCAACUUGUCCACAGUGUGUGAACGAGAAUAUAAUGUCGCCAUUGUCUCCACAAUCGUUGACCGAUUUGGAAAUUAAACGAAAACACUCGAACGAUUCGGUGAGUGUGUCCACAUCGACUAGUAGAAAUAUCGAUAGCGAGGAUAAGAGGAGUGACAACGAGAACACAUCGUCCUCGACCGAAGGAGAUUCCGUUCACAGAGUGAAGACAAAAGUAGGUAGCGGAGAUUUGGACUCGGAUAACUCGGACAGCGCUGAAGAAGAGAAGAACGAUCGUAUGAGCAGGUUACUGAUGAAUACUGAGGCGGCAAGACAAUUCUUCACCCGUCAGCUGUCGUGGAUGUCGUCAGGUGGCGAGGAAUUGUUGGCAGAGGUGUCGGGACCAACGAAAAUCAUUAAGAAAAACGUGACAACGAUGGCCAGCUAUGUUUAUGAAGGCGUGAAAACAGUCGGAGAUAAGGUGGCCACACUGUCGAGACACGUCAGUGGCGGGUCGGAUAAUAAUAGCGAGUCUUUUGAAGAGUUCCUCACCGAUGAUCUUAACCCGUCGUCUACGUCAAGUUUGAGGUGUGAAUGGUCGUGUAGCGGAGGCUGCAGCGACGUGUCGGGGGCCGACCGGGUGGGGGCAGGGGGCGAAAAACUGGCCCUCUACCUGAGCCGAGGGGCGCGCCUCAUUAAGACUGAGGUGUGGGCCUGGGGUGGGGCGCAGCAUGGACAACUUGGGUCGGGCGAUAUUGUGCCCAGGAAUAAACCAGUGAUCGUGUCUUCGCUGAUGCACGUGGGCGCGAUGCGCGUGGAGUGCGGCUGGUCGCACUGCGCAUGCGUGACGCUGACAGGCCGCUGUGCGCUGUGGGGUCGCAACGACCUGGGCCAGAUCUGUGACCUGACCAAGGGCAGCGACCAGUCCUCGCCCCAUGUGUGGGGCCACACGUCGCAGGCGGUCACUGGGGCAAGGCACACCCUGCUGCUGGCACCUGAUAGCACCCUGCACUGGCUUGGCAAGCACAGGCCUGAAACACUAAACAGCAACAACACAGAACUUGACAUAUCAGAGUACAUCUUAGAUGGCAAGUACACCAAUGACUCCUCCUCUAUCACAACAGAAACCGAAAGCGAAACACCUGUGAACCAUAACAAAGACAACAACACCACUGUGAGCUCUAUGACGUCAACAAAAGGAGAAAACAACAUUCAUGAGACAUCAAUAGUAGAAAACAACACGUCUAUUAACUCUUUGUCAGAAAACAACGUAACUGUGACGUCAAAUAAUGGAGAAAACAGCACAACUGUGAACUGUUCGUACUCAGGAAAAGAAAAUAACAUAGCUGUGAACUGUGUGGGAGAAAAUAACACACCUUUUGCUUCAUCUGGAGUAGUAAACAAGGUUCCAGAGGCAAAAGAAAGCAAAGCAUCUGGUGUGACGUCAUCUAGGGGAGAAAGCAACACAUUUGUGAACGGUGCUUCAUCGAGGGGUGAAAGCAACACAACUGUGAACGGUGCUUCAUCGAGGGGAGAAAGCAACACAACUGUGAACUGUGUGACGUCAUCAAAGGGAGAAAGCAACAUCGCUGUGAAUUCAAGAGGAGUAAGCAACAAUUGUGUGACGUCAUCUAGUAAGACAACUGUUAACUGUGUGACGUCAUCAAUGGGAGAAAGCAACAUCGCUGUGAAUUCAAGAGUAGUAAGUAACAAUUGUGUGACGUCAUCUAGUCAGACAACUGUUAACUGUGUGACGUCAUCAAGGGGAGAAAGCAACAUUGCUGUGGAUUCAAGAGGAGAAAAUAACAAAACUGUGAACUCGAGAGGAGAAAACAACACAACUGUGAACUGUGUGACGUCAGCAAGGGUGCCAAUCCGAGUGCUGAGCUCUGGUGACGUCAGCAUGUGCAUUGUGGGUCGUCCGCCGAUGACGUCAGACCUCAAACUGAAUUCGGACCUGGCGAACGAGCAGUGCUUCCUCGAGGAGAUGGUCAGCUUCCACUCGACCAUUGUGCGGCCACUGUCACGGCGGUCGUGUAUCGACGACAUUGUUGCCAAUCUCUGUUCGAGAUAUGCAGACCUAGUGCACUUGACAGCUUUGAACGUGGCCACCCUCUACCAAGGCGUGCCAAGCAACAUCCUCCUUCACUCUCACACCGACGAGCACCUCCUUGUCUACGAGCGAUACUCCCUGGCCGUCUGCAAUGUGAUCGCCAUGAGCGCAUUCACGCAGAUUGCGCGACUAGUCGAGAUACCGCAGCGACUGAUCACCUGUUUCUCGGACAGGUUGCCCUCCAGGAAGACGUCGCCUGAGAGUUUGCUGACGUUUGCGUUUCUCAGUCCGCUCAGUCGGAUAUCGUUCUAUAAGAUGAUGUUGAGCCGUGGUUCGUCGGAGGCGUCUGGGGAGGUGCAGCGCUGGGAGGUGUUCUGCGAGGCCCAGGAUGCGGCCAGGAAGCUGGCUGAGGCAACGAGGGUGUUCUGGGAGAGCUCGGGACGUCUAGUCGAUACUUUGAGGACGCCGCAACGACGUCUGCUGCGCGAUUCCAAGACGCAUGCGCUGACCCUGCACAAUGCCUCCCGAUUCAGUAACCACUGGUUCAUACUUCUGUCGGAUGCAUUUGUGCACAUUUCGGGCGCCACGCAGACCAUCCACUCGCUUGACACUCUGUGGGUCGAACCUGCUCAGGAUACCGAUAACCUACAGAACGGGCUGCUAAUAACCACACCGGAAGACAGCCUUCAGCUGGUGGCGCCAUCUGCCCACGAGAAGGUGGACUGGAUGGUGGCGUUGCAGGAUGCUCUUAAGAAGAGGUUGAGCCGUAGUCCGGUGCCUACUGUUAGAAACGCCUCCUAUACGUUCACCAAACAUGCCACCUACAAGGAUGCCACCUAUAUGGGCCGCUGGGUGUCGGGCAAGCUGGAAGGCAAGGGCAGACUGGAAUGGACGGAUGGGCGCUGGUAUGUGGGCAUGUUCAGGUGCAACCAGUUGCAUGGGCCCGGACGCAUGCACACGCCCAACCACUGCGAGUAUGACGGACAGUGGCGAGACGGACUGCAGAACGGAUACGGAUGCACCAAAUACCAGAACGGUGACGUGUAUGAAGGUUACUACAAGGACGGUCUAGCCUGUGGCUACGGCACAUUGAAGAGCGGCCAUUUUAUGACGAAUUCGGCCUACACAUAUUGCGGCGAGUGGGUGGCCGGCCAAAAGCAGGGCUAUGGUGUUAUGGAUGACAUCACCACUGGGGAGAAAUAUAUGGGCUGCUGGAAUAAUAACGUGCGAAACGGAAAUGGACUGAUUAUAACAAGAGAUGGCAUCUAUUACGAAGGCAUUUUCUCCCAAAACGAGUUGACUGGCCAAGCGCUGAUGAUGAUGGACGAUGGUGCGUACUUUGAGGGUGAAAUGAAGUCGGCGGGCGUACUGAACGGAAGGGGUAGCCUGGUGCUGGCUGGAGGGGACCGACUGGAGGGCAGCAUGCACGGCGUGUGGAGUGAGGGCAUUAAGGUGACGGGGGUGUUCCACAAGGGGGCGUGCCCCCCGCCUCCCGCCACUGCUAGGCGGGACAAGCCCAAGUCGUUCGGCAAAUUCGCCACCCACCCCAACCAGAAGUGGAAGGCGAUUUUCCGCCAGUGCUACGCAGUGAUGGGUGUCGCGUGGGAGUCGCCACAGUCGCAGCGACCGACGGCUGCAGUCGCGGCGACCGGCGACCAGUCGCAGCGCGCCUGGGAGGGUGUAGCCGCGGGCUCUGGGGUCGGCGCAUGCGCACAGACAGCUUUCGACAGUAACCACCAUCCACUUGGCAUAGCAUUGGCAGAAUUGAGCCGGGCUUACAAAAACACAUACGGCACACUUGCGAUGCAGGAGCAUGCGCACCUGUUGCUGCAACAUGCUGUGCUGGAGCUGCACUCACUAAUAGAGCGUCUCUAUCAGGCUGUCAGGUGUCUCUUUCCGGCGCUGCCUGCGCCUGGCACUGAGCUGGUCAUCAGUGAAAGUGAAGUAGCGAGCAUGGCAACCGUGCUUCACCCUGAGAUACUGCCUCGUGUGUGCUCGUGUCUGUUCGACCUGUACACACACGACAACGAACACGAAAACGAGGCGUUUAGGAAGAGGUUGCUAGAGCUCAACCAGUACUCUGACGAGACCCUCAUGUCGUUCCUCGAUAUUGACAGAGUCGGAAUUGGUAAUCAAGAGCUCAACGGACUUCUUAGGGGUGAAACUGGAGGAAGGGAAACUAUGGACGAACAAGAAUGGCGAAUUUCACGAGCAGCCUUUUUCAUGGCAAUUGUCACACUGCAGCAUCUCAAGACCACUUUUAUUCCCCUCGAGAAGUUCAUGGUACUGCGAGAAACAUUCGAACGCAUGAAAGAGGAGGUGAAAGUAAAGCUGGGCGAAGACUACCUAUGGACCACAGAUCGUAUAAUUCCACUUCUAGAGUUUGUCAUAGUUCGAUCUCAGAUUCUCCAUUUGGCGUCCGAGGUGAAAUUCAUGAGCGAUUUCAUGGAGGAGCGCUUCAAACUUGGAGAGUUCAACUACCAUUUCACCAACUUGAACGCUUGCUACAAGCACAUUCUAGAGGAGAAAAAGAGUGUGGUAAGCUAACACUAGAUCAUUAGUUCAAAACCUCGUUCUUCUAGUCACUGAUCCUGUUCAAAAUACAAGAUAACAUAAGAUACGGUUUUCCAAAAUCAAU